This is a messenger RNA of Xyrauchen texanus (razorback sucker), 4419 nucleotides long. It is a transcript of the gene lrrcc1, whose product is annotated as leucine rich repeat and coiled-coil centrosomal protein 1. NCBI's taxonomy places the organism in Eukaryota, Metazoa, Chordata, Actinopteri, Cypriniformes, Catostomidae. The transcript has 19 exons. Bases 791 to 3802 code for a protein of 1003 amino acids. Gene Ontology annotation, cellular component: cytoplasm; centrosome. Gene Ontology annotation, molecular function: protein binding. The record is from RefSeq and is a predicted model, not a curated record.
CGCAUCUUAACAGAACGCGCAUGCGCGAGAAGUUGACGAGCGAGGGGUCCCUUGUAGAAACGACCGUGAAUUACUGCUAAGCGGGACUUUUAACUUCUACCGCGGCUAAAUAACAUGGACAGCUUUGAGUCCUCUGGAGACAAUUCAAGUUUAACACACCUCGGUUAAGUGAGUAUAAUAUAAGUACUUUUUACGCAUUAGUAUUUGUAUUAGGUAGGCGAAGGUUAACUAGAUACUGUGGAAUAAACAAAAAUAAAAGCUUAAAAUACAAGCAACAAAAUCACUUUGUUUAUAAUAUAUCAGAAUUGUCACAUAUUAUUUGUUUUCUUUUAUACAACAUUGGCUGCUCUAAAUCCCCGUUUUUAAGUAAACCCGUGAACAACACAUGAAGUAUUGGCAAAUUAACCGAUCCGUGUUUUUUCUUGGAAAGAACAGGGUUUUGUUUACAUUUUAGUGUUGCGUUAAGUAUUGAGUUGACGAACGUCCUGUGUCUCAAACUGUUUUAUUCUAAGUUUUAGACUUGUAACUAAUUAUCUGAAGCAAGGAGAGGAUUUAACACCUAUUUUGAUGACAAUAUUUUGUUCCAGAUCACUUUGUCCUUUACUCGAGGGCAUAGUAAAUGAAUGUCUAUGUGAAACAAUAACAAGUUAUGGUGUACCUCAAAUACGUAUGAAAAAAUCAUAUGUUGUUGUUGUGAGUUAUUUGUUCAUUGCUUUUUUAAACCAUCCGUCAAUUUGACAGACUAAUAAAGAGUUUGUUGUGGACACAGUGUCACUGUCUGUAGCAGCUAAUGGCUGCUGGAGAGCUCUGUCUAAUCGAUAAGGAUAUUUCAAGUCUACUAGAGGUCCCACUGAGCCACAGUAUUUCAUCGCUGAAUCUUCACUGUAAUCGCCUCUCUAAGAUUGAGGGCUUGAGGACAGCAUGGCACAUUCGACAUCUGGACCUGUCAUCCAAUCACAUCUAUUGUAUAGAGGGAUUAGCUUCCCUGUCCUCACUGCGUACCUUAAACCUGUCUUGCAACUUAAUCACCAAGGUGGAAGGGCUAAAUGGACUAACAAACCUCAUAAAACUAAAUUUGUCCUACAAUCAAAUAAAUGACCUAACAGGCCUCUUAUAUCUCCAUGGAGCUGAGUACAAACUAAAAUACCUGCAGCUCCACAGCAAUCACUUGGAUAGUAUGAACCAUCUGCUGCAGUGCUUGUUGGGUCUGCAGAAUUUAAAAGAUGUUACUCUUUGCAAGGACGGCUCACAGAAUCCAGUCUGCUCAUUGCCAGGCUACAGGGAGAUAGUUCUGAAAUCUCUGCAUCAAGUCACUACGUUAGAUGGAGUAGAUCGCCUGGGAAAUGCAUUUGCUUUAGCAGAGGACAGUCCCAUGGAUGUUCCUGGUCUUGAGGAUUUUCUCGAGUUUCUAAUUUCAUCAGACAUUAGUGCUAAUGAAGAACUGGCAAAAUCAGAUGCUACUCUCAGUACUCCACGGAUUGAUGAGGUAUUGACCAAGUUUCGACAUCGAGUUGGAAAAUCAACCACAGAAAAUCCAGAAAAUGAGCUACGUAUUAAAAAGCUAGAGCAGCAGGUUUCCCACCUCUUUAAAAAGGUCCCAACAGGGGGUGGCUUUAACACAAGCUCUGCUUUACCUUCUGUGGUACGUAAAGCAAAGCGAGACAUUGAUCAGACAUCAGAGAGUGAAUGUGACAGUGUAAAAGAGAGUCAACAGCGUUCUAGAAUCCCUACUUACCCCAGAGGAGCUGCAGGGAAAAAGAUGACUAAGGACACCAAACCUAAACAAUCUGACUGUUCAACAGCCACACUGAAGAAGAGGUCCUCAAAGCAAGCUGUUGGCACCCGUAGGAGGACCUCAAUCCAGAGCUCUGGGUCUGUGGAAACAGUUGAUUUUGUUAAAAAGGCCCCCCAAACAGUCAGAGCAAGUCCUAAAAAAACCUCAACUCAGUCUCAAGAGGAAACCUACAGGGCAAUAGUAGAAGAGAGAGACCAGGAACGGGAGCGACGCUGGAAAGCAGAGCAGGCUGUGCAGAGGCUUGCAGGGGAGGUUAAAAGCCUACAGACUCAAGCCAGUGAGGAGAAGGAUCUUCAGAGUUUGGCCGUACACACCACAGACAGAUCUCACUCAUUCAUUAGGCUGAAGGAGUUGUUGUUAAAAGAGCGUUCCGAUCGAGCAGGAUUGCAGGCACGUGUGCGGGAAUUGGAGGAGAGAUACAGGUCUAUGUUAGAGCAGCUGGAGCAGGCACACAAACGGGAGGAGCAGCACAAGAGGGCACUGCACAGCCUGGAAGACAGCAUGAGCCAGGCAGAGGCUCACAGGGUACAACAACAUGCAGAAGAGAUGAAAAGGACUCAGGAGUUGGAGAAAAAGGCAUCUGCCUUUAAAAGGGAAAUUGAAAUACUCAGAGCAUCAGCCCGGCAGCACACAGAGAAGCUACAGCAGUUGCAUGAACUGUUGGCCUCCAGGGAGGAGAUGCACAGGAAAGAGCUUGCGUCCCGGCUGCUUCCUGGUGGUACUGAGUUUAAGGAGGCUGUAACCAAAGAGGUGGAGGCUGCAGAGAUGAGAUUUACCCAGAAACAGGCUGAUAUGGAGCAGAAGAUUGCUGAUGCUCGAAAUCAGUAUGCCUCUCUUGAGGAUGAAUUUCGCAUAGCUCUCACUAUUGAGGCAAAGCGUUUCUCAGAGGUAAAAGAGGGGUUUGAUCAAGUGUCUGCCGAACUCCUGGAAGUCAAGUCAAGCCUCAGCCAAUCUCAGCAGAAAGAGAAGCAGUCAGCCACUCUGGUGCAGGAGCUCACAGCCAUGGUGAAGGAGCAGAAAUCUCGAAUAGCUGAGCUCCUCAAAGCCAAACGAGAAGCCAACACUGAGUUCAAGUCCCGUGUACAGUCAUUGGAAUCCAGGCUAGAGGAGGAUAAGCGCCUCAACCUUCAGGUGGAGCUACUGAAGAGGGACAAGUCUAAGCUGCUCUCCCAGCUUACUGCUCAAGAGUCUGUCAUAGAUGGGCUACGGGCAGAGAGGAAGAUCUGGGGCCAGGAGCUUGCACAGCAAGGUGCAUCCUUAUCACAGGACCGAGGUCGACUAGAGGCCAGAAUUGAGGUUUUGUUAACCGAACUGGAAUCGCAGAAGAAACGGAAUGAGAGAGACAAUGACACUCUUAGGAUUAAAGCCAAGAUUGUUGAUGACCAGACAGAGACUAUUCGCAAACUAAAAGAGGCACUGCUGGAGCGAGAUGAGCAGAUCCGUAAUCUUCGUGAUGAGAGUGUGCAGGCCCAGCGAAGGUUUAAGCAGCAGCUGGAGGAAGAAUCAGCUUCUGCAGGGGAGCUCAGAGACACAGUGGAACAACUUAGUAUCAGGAAGGAGGAGCUGAAACAACAGCUACUUGAUAAUGAGGCAGAGCUUAAUGAGGUCAAAGAGACCUACAGGGCUUCAAGUAAGAAAUGGCAGGAAAAGGCAGAGCUAUUGAACAGGCUUGAGAGCCAGGUGAAGCGAAUGAAGGAUGGUUUUGAUUCCAAGGAGAGAGCUCUCAUUGAAGAACGAGACAAAGCUUCACUGGCACACAGAGCGGCAGUGGAGAAGCUUCACUGUGUGGACGAUGCCUUCCGUAGACAACUGGAGUCUCUGCAGGCUUCCCAUCAGGCUGAAUUGCUUAGUCUUGCAAAUGACAAACAGAAACAGAUAGAGAAAGCCAAUCAGAAGGUGCUCCAGGUGGAAGAGGAAAUGCGACAGCUGCUUGAGGAAACUGAGAGUAAUAAAAAGGUAAUGCAGGAGAAAAUGAGACGUCUUACGCAUGUGCUGAAAGACUUCUAACCUAUAGUGGAAAGGUCCACUAUAAAACCAAAAGACAAAAAUACUUGGAGGAUGCCCUUUUUUAAUACAUAAGUCACACGUUUUUGUAACCUAUGAUGAACCUACAGUUCUCCUUCUGGCAGCCAACAUGAACAUGCCAUGAAAUGAUUGUACUUCUGAGUGUCCAGCCAACUGUAUUUACCUUUUUUUUUUUUUAGCUUAAUGUCUCAAAUGACAAAAAUACAAAAUGGCCUUUACUGUGAAACUUGUGUUAUUAGUACAUUUUGAAAUAUUUAUAAUUUGUGCAAAUGAGGACAUCAUGUAAAGCAGUUUUAUGUACAAUUUCCCUUUGCUGUUUUCUCUUUUACAUUUUAUAAUUAAAUUAAUAAACUCAUUGUCAUUUUGUUUCUGUUUGCUAUUUUAAAUUAUUUAACUGUUUUUAGUUUAGUCUCAGAUUACAUAAUAAAAAAGACCUUUACUGUUUUCAGUCAUAAACAUAUUCAUAGUGUAUUUUUUUUACAAGUGAAAGCUGAUUUCUUCAACCAUAAACAUACACAAUCAUGCACUGCACUUUUAUGUAAAAUUGCCUGAGGCUGGCAGCCUGUACCUGUAAAAAAAUUUCAAUUUUAUAAUUAAAU